This is a messenger RNA of Photinus pyralis (common eastern firefly), 855 nucleotides long. RefSeq lists its product as uncharacterized. Lineage: Eukaryota; Metazoa; Arthropoda; Insecta; Coleoptera; Lampyridae. Bases 81 to 794 code for a protein of 237 amino acids. The record is from RefSeq and is a predicted model, not a curated record. The transcript has 3 exons.
GCGACUAAAUUCUAUAUAUUCUUACUUAAACAAUUUAUUUGGCGAGUGUUACACAUUUACCCGUGCAUGCUACUGCAAAUAUGAUCUUCAUUUUUAGUAUUCUACUGGGCUGCACAGUCAGCGGUCACAACGUCCCCUUUUAUUCUCUCCCGACUCACCACGGGUUUCUACCGGCCCCAGUUUUUCACCACCGUUCGCCAAUUUUUGCACCGCUCGAAUACUACGUACCGCAACCCUUAAUCUACCAGCAGCCUUUGCUCCGUGAUGCACCAAUAGAAAGAGUUGCAUACUCGGCACCGAAUCCCUACCAAGGUUUCGCUUAUCGCACUCGACUUUCAGACGACGCCACUAUGAACGCAUUUUUUCUAUCGGGCGCUUACAAACCAGAGCAAAUAGAACAGAUUUUCGCGCGAACCCAAAAAACCGAAAACAAUGAGGAGAAACCGCGCUCACUAGCCAACGUAAUUGAAAAUAUCUUCGCAAAUCAAGAUCGCGAUUUUCAAUACAUUUACCGACCUUCCUUGCAUCAAGCCAUUCCGACUGCGCAACGUUCCGGCAAGGCCGAACUGGAACGCAAAGAGACACCGGCCCCGACUGAAGCGUCAACCGAGAUUAACGAGGAGAAAGAAAAAGCGAUAACAAUUAAACCAAGUGAGACCACCGAGAUAGGAUCAACGGAAGUAACAGCAAGUGAGACUACUUCAGUUGAGCCAUCAUCCUCUUCAACUGAGGCCAAAGAAACGGAUUCGACAACUGAAAAUACAACAACGGUUUCCGAAUCGACAACCUCCUAAAAUUCCAUUAUUUGUAAACACUUAUUUAUAAUUUCUUUAGCAAAUAAAAUUGGCGGUUGCC